UCCGUACCAUACACAAAAUAAAAGGCAACGUUUUUUUUUUGUUCUACCAAACCCUAACCUGCACAUUGUUUUUACCAAACCAAACCAAAAAAAAAAAAAAGUGAACUUACAUUUUUCUUACUCUCUUCUUUCACUAAGCCGAAAAUUUAUCUUCCUUUCUUUUUCUUCCAUUUUUUUUAAUAAUUUGAUUGGGAGUUUAGAAAAUCAUGGCUUAUGCAUCUCGGAUCAUCAAUCACUAUAAUAAGUUAAGAAAUGUUCCCAACUUAAUGCGGCAUGAUCGUGCCGUUUUGGUUCGUUGGUUUUCUAAUGGAGCACGAUCCUCUGUUUUUAAAAGUGAAGAUGUUACAAGGACCUAUCCUCUUGGUUAUGCAUCUGCUGAAAGAGUGAGGGUAUCUAAGUUUGUUGCCUGUAACCCUGUAUCAUCUGGUUUAUCUAAGAAAAGUCAUUCAAGGACAACAAUGAGAUUGGGAAUUCCAAUGGAUGGUGUGGCAUACAACAGAGAAAUUUCAUGUUCACAAGUUCAGUCAAGGAGAGGAUUUGCAUCUGAAGCAGGCCUCCCUCCUCACCAAGAGAUUGGAAUGCCUUCACUCUCUCCCACAAUGACAGAGGGAAAUAUUGCUAGGUGGUUAAAGAAAGAGGGUGAUAAAAUGAGUCCUGGUGAAGUGAUGUGUGAAGUUGAAACUGAUAAAGCAACUGUUGAAAUGGAAUGCAUGGAAGAAGGUUAUCUUGCCAAGAUUAUAAAGGGAGAUGGGUCAAAAGAAAUCAAAGUUGGUGAGAUAAUUGCCAUCACUGUUGAAGAGGAGAAGGAUAUUGCCAAGUUCAAAGACUACAGUCCUUCAGCAUCAGAUUCUGGUGCUCCUGCGGCAAAAAAGCUGGCAGCUCCUCCUCCAUCAAAGCAGGAGCCUGUUGAACAACCAGUUAGUUCACCAGAGCCUAAGACUUUCAAACCUAUUUCACCUUCUUCUGAAGAUCGCAUUUUUGCAAGUCCUCUUGCACGAAAAAUGGCUGAAGAUCACAAGGUACCUCUCUCAAGUAUCAAAGGAACAGGUCCUGAUGGACAUAUUGUAAAGGCUGAUAUUGAAGAUUACUUGGCUUCACCUGGGAAGGAAGUUUCAGCACGAACUCCUAAGACAAAGGAUGCAAAACUUGCAGCUCUAGAUUAUGUAGAUAUCCCUCAUUCUCAGAUACGAAAGGUCACAGCAUCACGCUUAUUAUUCUCAAAGCAGACUAUCCCACAUUACUAUUUAACAGUGGAUGCAUGUGUUGACAAACUUAUGGAUUUGCGGAGCCAACUCAACUCAUUACAGGAAGCUGCAGGUGGGAAGCGUAUAUCUGUCAAUGAUCUUGUAAUCAAGGCUGCUGCAUUGGCUCUCCGGAAGGUUCCUCAGUGCAAUAGUUCAUGGACAGAUGACUAUAUUCGCCAGUAUAACAAUGUGAAUAUUAAUGUAGCAGUGCAGACAGAAAAUGGACUUUAUGUCCCUGUGAUCAGGGAUGCAGAUAAGAAAGGUUUGUCCACAAUUGCUGAGGAGGUCAAGCAUUUGGCACAAAAAGCCAAAGAAAACAGCUUAAAACCUGAAGAUUAUGAGGGAGGCACGUUUACAGUUUCUAACUUGGGAGGCCCCUUUGGUAUCAAGCAAUUCUGUGCUAUCAUUAAUCCUCCUCAGUCAGGAAUUCUUGCUGUUGGGUCUGCUGAGAAGAGGGUUAUCCCAGGCUUGGAACCUGAACAAUUCAAGUUUGCUUCAUUUAUGUCUGUAACUCUAAGCUGUGAUCAUCGUGUUAUUGAUGGUGCAAUCGGUGCUGAAUGGCUGAAAGCUUUCAAAGGCUACAUUGAGAAUCCAGAAUCAAUGUUGCUCUAAAUCAACUGGUGGUUAUUGUUUCUUUUUGUUCUAUACAUAUCUCCUUGCUGUGAUCAAUUCGCACGAGGGAUUGAAUGCAAUAAUUUCACAUGCAUUCCUCAAAGCAAUUUUCUUCGAAAGUAGUGCUAUCACUGAAAACGAAAUUAAUUUUUUUGGGAAUAAGGGGGAUUGACAAUUGAGGAACUAAACUGAAUUCAAUUUCGCCUUUUGCAGAGUGUAAUAACCCCUUCCAUAUAGGUCACUUAAACUGUGAAUACUUGGAAUGGUUUUUAGGGUAUGCUAUUUCCAACCCAUCACAUUUCUAGUGCUUUAACUAGUCAGAAUGCUAAACUUCCAUUA
Messenger RNA from Durio zibethinus, 2195 nucleotides. Its product is annotated as dihydrolipoyllysine-residue acetyltransferase component 2 of pyruvate dehydrogenase complex, mitochondrial-like. The record is from RefSeq and is a predicted model, not a curated record. Gene Ontology annotation, cellular component: pyruvate dehydrogenase complex. NCBI's taxonomy places the organism in Eukaryota, Viridiplantae, Streptophyta, Magnoliopsida, Malvales, Malvaceae. Gene Ontology annotation, molecular function: dihydrolipoyllysine-residue acetyltransferase activity. Gene Ontology annotation, biological process: pyruvate decarboxylation to acetyl-CoA.